UUGGACGACCCAAAAGUCACUUCCUUAGGAAUUUUCUUAGUCCUAAGUUCACUGAAGGCAACAAGUAUAAUAUAUAUGCCUAUUUAGCUCCAGACAUUUCCUCCUCAGAACAACCAAAAUCAUCAAACACACACCAUCAUUAAAAAUGGCUACACCAUUGGAAUACUAUCAAUCUUUACCACCUGUGGCCAAGACAUAUGGCGUCAUCUGUAUACUGACCUCAGGCGCGUAUCAUCUUGGACUAUACAGCCCAUGGAACAUAGCGCUAUCUUAUGAAGACGUGAUCAAGCGUUUUCAGAUUUGGAGGCUUAUAACAAACUUCUUCUUUAUCGGCCCAUUUUCAUUCACAUUUGCAUUUCGUCUUCUAAUAAUAGCAAGGCAAGGUGUUCAGUUAGAGAGGGGACCCUUUGACAAGAGGACAGCCGACUACGUAUGGAUGUUCCUCUUUGGAUCCUUGUCACUGCUGGUGAUUGCAGCUAUUCCAUUUUUAUGGUCCCCGUUUAUGGGAGCUUCCUUGGUUUUCAUGAUUGUCUAUGUUUGGGGCCGGGAGUUCCCAAAUGAGCGUCUCAAUAUACAUGGCCUGUUCGAAUUGAAGGGUUUCUAUCUUCCUUGGUAUAUGCUUGCGAUAGAUUUGAUCCUCGGAAAUCCUUUGAAGCCAGAUCUUCUAGGGAUGGUUGCAGGACACCUAUUUUACUUCUUGACAGUGCUUUAUCCUCUUUCCGGUGGAAGAAACAUAUGCAAAACUCCUCUAUGGGUCCACAAGUUGGUUGCAUUCUGGGGUGAAGGAAGCCAAUUCAAUUCUCCAUGGAAGAAAAAUCGUUCUGAAGAAGUAGUUUUCAAGGGGAGAAGCUACCGUCUCGAUGGGACCAAAACGAGCACUUCAGCUGCACGAGCACAGGCACAAGCAAGCACUUCAGCACCGGCAGAAUCAAGCACCCCAGAACAAACCAACCCUGCUGCAGCAGGAGUAGCUUUCAGCGGGAAAAGCCAUCGUCUCAACACUCGUUAGCCAAUCAACAAUGUCUUCUGUGACUAGCUCCAAUUUCGGAACUGCUUGAGAAGGUAAACCAUUUUCUCCCGGAAAGAAAUAAAAGCUGUUCCAAGCACUACAAACCCCUAGUAAAGUGCAAGGUGUUGCUUUGUAGUUAGUUCUUCAAUUCAUGCAUAUGAUUUAUGAGUCCCAUGGAUUAAGAAAACUUGUGACAAAGCUAUAUUAUUCUCAGUGGUUUCUGUGUUAAUCCAAGAUCUGGAGUUCAUCUCAGAACUCAAAUAGUCCAUAAAA
Messenger RNA from Cornus florida, 1282 nucleotides. RefSeq names its product derlin-1-like. Gene Ontology annotation, cellular component: Hrd1p ubiquitin ligase ERAD-L complex; endoplasmic reticulum membrane. Bases 146 to 1009 code for a protein of 287 amino acids. The record is from RefSeq and is a predicted model, not a curated record. Gene Ontology annotation, molecular function: ubiquitin-specific protease binding; misfolded protein binding. Lineage: Eukaryota; Viridiplantae; Streptophyta; Magnoliopsida; Cornales; Cornaceae. Gene Ontology annotation, biological process: endoplasmic reticulum unfolded protein response. The transcript is spliced from 7 exons.